Messenger RNA from Pelobates fuscus (common spadefoot toad), 847 nucleotides. RefSeq names its product transmembrane emp24 domain-containing protein 11-like. Gene Ontology annotation, cellular component: endoplasmic reticulum-Golgi intermediate compartment; endoplasmic reticulum; Golgi apparatus. Gene Ontology annotation, biological process: intracellular protein transport; endoplasmic reticulum to Golgi vesicle-mediated transport; Golgi organization. The transcript has 5 exons. The record is from RefSeq and is a predicted model, not a curated record. The coding region runs from base 45 to 701 and encodes 218 amino acids. Lineage: Eukaryota; Metazoa; Chordata; Amphibia; Anura; Pelobatidae.
UGUUUCCAGUCAUCCAAGAGAAGUCUCCAAACUCACAAGCCAUCAUGAGAGCAAUGGGAGCUCGCUUAAUAAUCUUCAUGUUCUGCUGGUCUGCCUCUCUAGCAAUGUAUUUCCAUAUAGCAGAAAAAGAGGAAGCAUGCCUAAUCGAAGACAUUCCUUCAGACAUUUUGGUUACAGGACGUUAUAAGUUACAAAAGUGGGAUAUGCACAAACAUGAUUUCCUCCCAUCUGCACCUGGACUAGGAAUGUAUGUCAAUGUAAAAGCUCCGAAUGAUGAGACAUUGUUAUCAAAAUUGUACGGGCCUGAAGGGAAAUUUAUGUUUACCUCACACUCCCCUGGAGAGCACACUAUCUGUAUCCAGUCAAAUUCUACAAAUCUUAUAUCUUUUGGUUCAAACAAGCUGCGUGUCCACUUUGACAUACAAGUAGGAGAACAUCCUGUAGAUUAUGCAACCAUUGAUACCAAGGAUAAAGUAAAGGAAGUUACAUACGGUCUUGAGCAUCUCAUGGGGGAAGUCAAUCAUAUAAUUAAAGAACAAGAAUAUCAAAGACUACGAGAGGAACACUACAGGCAAAAGAGUGAAGACACUAACAGCAAUGUGUUGUGGUGGGCGAUUGCACAGACUGUGAUCCUAACUUCUGUUGGAAUCUGGCAAAUCAAACGCUUUAAAGAUUUCCUCAUUGCAAAAAAAGUUGUUUAAACCACAAUGGAAAAUAAAAAUGUUUUUGAUAAAAGUGUAUAUUUAAAGAACAGAAACAAACAUUUUCACAUGUGACACUUGCAACUCGCCCAUCCAGUAUUUUCAUUUCCUACCUAAAAAUAAAUAAAUCUUAUUUGUGAAUUAUA